AUGUCGGACGACUCGGACUAUGAUCCUGAUUACGUGCCUUCAUCGGAAUCUACUUGUAGUACCGAUAGUGAUGGAUACUCCGAUAGCGAAAGCACCGAUGAAGAUGUCACUGCGCAGAGUUUACAUCAAACUCAAAGGGACCGCCCCGUACAACAAUCGGUAGACAGUAGUGGUCAAUGGAGUAUACCAACUGGCUCUCGUCAAAAACAAUUCCCUUUAGCUUUUACAUCUGGUAUAAAAAAUAUUCCCGACACGUGUAAGACCGAACUGGAUUAUUAUAGUUUGUUUGUGGACGACGAAAUAAUUAACCUGAUGGUGACCAUGACUAACUGUUAUGCGAAUAAAACUAUGAUACUUAAAGUUUUGAGACGAUCAAGUAGACUAGUAGAUUGGAAGGAUUGUGAUCAAAAUGAAAUUAAAAAAUUCCUUGGUCUGCUGAUAUGGAUGGGUAUAAAAAAACUGCCUAAGAUAUCUGAUUACUGGAGUAAGAAUAUAUUAUACAAAAAUCCCGUAGCUGGUUCAGUAAUGAGCCGAAAUCGCUUUGAAUUGCUGCUGCGGUGCUGGCACUUUGAGGAUACAUAUUUUUAUUUGUCAUCUAAUGCUGGCAGACUUAUCCGAGUAAAACGUCUGGUUGACUUGAUAACCAAAAAAUUUCAGAACUAUAACACACCUGGAGAAUAUCUAACAGUGGAUGAGACAAUGGUUGCCUUCCGUGGCAGGAUUGUUUUCAUGCAAUAUAUCCCUGGGAAGAAGCACAAAUAUGGGAUAAAACUGUUCAAAAUAUGUGAUGAAAAUGGUUAUGUACAUGAUCUGAUUGUAUAUGAAGGUCGAUUACUUGGCCAGAAUAAACUAACGAAAGAAUGCUCAAAAGGGUUAAAAGAUCUUCUCGAUACAACAAAUGAAUGCUUGAACAGUCUUUCAAAUUUUGAAAUUGAUACCUCCUCCUGGGAUCCUUUGGUCGUUCAUCUCCUAGUCUCCAAGAAUAACGAAGGAAUGGCGCAGAGCCACGCGGACUCGCCACCAACUAAAAGGAGGCGAGUCGACUAUUCCCCCGAGAUGAGGGGAACAAAAUCUAAUCCUAUCAAUGAUAGUAUGAAACGAAUUGAAACUACAUAA
Messenger RNA from Pararge aegeria (speckled wood butterfly), 1116 nucleotides. RefSeq names its product piggyBac transposable element-derived protein 4-like. Lineage: Eukaryota; Metazoa; Arthropoda; Insecta; Lepidoptera; Nymphalidae. The record is from RefSeq and is a predicted model, not a curated record. The coding region runs from base 1 to 1116 and encodes 371 amino acids. The transcript has 4 exons.